UGUUAAGUUGAGCGAAAUGUGUUGUGGGUAACCCUCAACAUAUGUCAAAACAACGUGGUGCCACCUUUUCCUCUCCGAUCAAUACCCCGUCCUAUUCAAACGGGAAACGGCCUGAGCCGAGGUUCGAACCCCUAGCGGCGCUCUCAGACUAAAGUCGUAUCCGUCAGGCGGCCUUUAGCCGCUUCAUAAGUCCGUCCGUGGGUUUGGAGUGCAUCAUCCAUCUGCACUCGCCACCUGUCGUCCGGUGAAGCUGUAAAGGCCAGCUGCGUGGUGCUAAAAAAAGUGCCAGCUAUUCCACUGCUAUCUCGAGAAUUAUUUUUUAUACGCUAUUGGUGUUUCGUUAACCGAAGAAUCUUGAUCUUAAUAUAAAUUGAAAUGAAAAACUUUAUUGAAUCUACAUACAUAUUUAUCGCUACAGUUUUCAAUGCAAUUCCUAGUUAUAGCAAUGUCGAUCUCGAUUAAAACUAGUAACAGUCAGUUUUUUAGUUUUAUCGUUAUAGAAAAGCAAAGAAUCGGACCCCAUACAGCCGUCUAAUCUGCAGUAUGAAACAUUGAAAACACUAUUCGAUGACAUUGACAGUUGUUUUAUAAUUUGAUGUUCACAUAUAUUUUGAACUGUCGUGGUAAUAUGUGAAUAGAAAUUCCAAUGAUAAUAGUUACGCGAAAUGCACCAAUAUUUAUAAUUAAUUAAUUCAAUUUGUAAAUGCUAUUAUCUCGGUAUUGGGAACUGUAAUUAUAUUAAAAUUUGCAGACCAUGGGCAAAACUUCUAAAGACAAACGAGAUAUUUACUAUCGAUUGGCUAAGGAAGAAGGCUGGCGAGCCCGGAGUGCUUUUAAAUUAUUGCAAAUCAACGAAGAAUACAACAUAUUUGAAGGUGUAUUAAGAGCUGUUGAUCUUUGCGCGGCACCUGGUAGUUGGAGUCAAGUAUUAACGAAAAAACUAAGAUGUAAUACAGAAAAUGCAGACGACGUUAAAAUUGUAGCUGUAGAUUUACAGGCAAUGGCAGCUUUACCAGGUGUGAAACAAAUACAAGGGGACAUAACUAAGUUGUCUACAGCAAAUGAGAUAAUAAAGGAGUUUGAAGGAAUGAAAGCCGAUUUAGUUGUGUGUGACGGUGCUCCAGAUGUAACUGGAUUACAUGAUAUAGAUGAAUACAUACAAUCCCAACUACUCUUGGCUGCCCUGAAUAUAACAACACACAUUUUAAAAGAUGGUGGUGUUUUUGUUGCUAAAAUAUUUAGAGGCAAGGAUGUAACUCUGCUAUAUUCUCAAUUGAAACAGUUUUUUGAAAAUGUAACAAUUUCUAAACCAAGAAGUUCGAGGAACUCUAGUAUAGAGGCUUUUGUUAUAUGCCAACAAUACAAACCACCUGUAGAUUAUGUGCCAACUAUGUCUAACCCAUUAUUAGAUCAUAAAUAUUGUGAUUUCAAUCAGUUUACUGGGCCUAACAGAUUUAUUGUGCCAUUCAAUGCUUGUGGUGAUUUAAGUGCAUAUGACUCUGACACAUCAUACCCAUUAAUAUUGGAGGGUCAAACUAGCUAUGAAUACAAGGAACCAGUGCAAAGCCCCAUUGAUCCACCAUAUAAGGAGAUAUUAGAAAAAACUAGAAAUAUGCAAAUAAACAAUAAAUAGUAUUAAAACAUU
Molecule: messenger RNA, 1645 nt
Organism: Achroia grisella
Lineage: Eukaryota; Metazoa; Arthropoda; Insecta; Lepidoptera; Pyralidae
Gene: Trm7-32
Product: putative tRNA (cytidine(32)/guanosine(34)-2'-O)-methyltransferase
Exons: 1
Coding region: 755-1633 (292 amino acids)
Biological process (GO): cytoplasmic translation; tRNA methylation
Cellular component (GO): cytoplasm
Molecular function (GO): S-adenosylmethionine-dependent methyltransferase activity; tRNA methyltransferase activity
Source: RefSeq, a predicted model, not a curated record